CAUCGAACAAUCGGAUCCCGGAGACAAUCUGAAGAAGACGAGGCGUUUCCAGUCGCUGUCUGGUCUGCUGUGCCUUCCUGACCGUCUCCAGUCGCCCUUCCCCGAGAUCGGACUACGAAAGGAAAACCGCAAAACGAACAUUUUCCCAGCUCAGUGGAUGAUGGAAACGGAGAAAAACCCUGAAACGAAGAUCAGAAGAUAACGAAAGGCGAGGAAUAUGACGACAAAUGGACAUAUUUUUAACAGUCGGGGAUCUCGAAGCGGAUGUUUCCCUCUCCAGAAACUGUGUGUUACCAUCCAGGAGGCUCGCGGAGUCGGGAUGUCCCAUAUAACUGCGCUAAACUCCGAUUAGGCAAAUGUAUGGGACUCGUGCUUUGGAACAAAGGGGAAAACAAAGUUUGACGUGAUUUGUUAAUUAGCUUCGUUACUACAGGCACAGACUCCCAGUAGUCAGAUUUCACACUCAUCAGCUGCUUGCGUUUGAUGGGGGAAAUAACCAAAACAAAGCAAUGAAGGUUACCGCAAGACCUUUAAGAUAGUUUUCAUACUAUUUUAUCGCCAUUCUGAAAGGAUGAAAAUCUGCUUUUGAAAAAUAUGUAUGAUGCUGGACUCUCCAAAGCUCAAAUCUUCUUGCCUGACUGCACCCCGAAGCCUGGACAGUUGUGCAAGUAAUUGAGGAUAAAGCCGAAUAUAUUGCAUUUGAAGAAGAAGGAGAAAUAAAAACAUGGCAGUUGAAGGCCGAAUAACAAUUCUUGACGUUGGACUGAUUGCCAUGGUGGUUCUCUUGGGUCCUGUGGCUGCGGCACAGAGUGAGCAGAGGGAGUGUGCGUAUGCAGAGCAGCCACAGGGUCUGGCCGAGCGCAUCGGUGGGCGUGGGGAAGGACUUGUCUUUCAUGAGAACUCUACUAUUCGCUGUUAUCAAGGACUUCGCUGCUUUGGACUCUGGGGCAAAAAAAAUAAUGGAGUAGUACUAGUAAAGCAAGGUUGCUGGACGAAUGUUGGUGACCACCAAGAGUGCUAUGACCGCUGUGUGGUGACCAACCCACCAUCAGUGGCUCAGAAUGGGACAUACCGAUUCUGCUGCUGCAACAAAGACAUGUGCAACCUGAACUUCACAGAGGACUUUCCACCUCCUUCCCCGACCACCGCACAGCCGCUUCAACCGCGCCGACUAUACAGAGAGGAAGUCAUAGUUGUCGCCUUAGCAACUGUAUCCAUGGUUGCUGUCCUCGUCAUUCUGCUUUUUUUCGGGUACCGCAUGCUAAGAGGACGUGGUAAACACUCACUGCAUACUUUGAAUAUUCUGGAGACGGCACUUUCACCUCCUUCGUUGGAUCUGGACAACCUCGCACUGCAGGAGCUGAUUGGUCGGGGCCGGUACGGUACAGUGUAUCGAGGUUCGCUGGAUGACCGAUCUGUGGCAGUGAAAGUUUUCAUUUCUGCUAACCGCCAGCAGUUCACUAAUGAGCGUAUGAUUUAUCGCCUCCUCCUGGAUCAUGAGAACAUAGCGCGCUUCUUAGAGAGCGAGGAGCGCGUCGGCACAGAAGGUCGGACAGAGUUUCUCCUUCUGCUGGAGUUUUAUCCUCAUGGCUCACUGUGCACGUAUCUGAGCGGCCGGACUGUGGACUGGUUGAGCUGCUGUCGUUUGGCUCUGUCUGUGACCAGAGGGUUGGCGUACCUGCAUACAGAGAUACAGAGAGGGGACGUGUAUAAACCGGCCGUGUCCCACCGGGAUCUGAACAGCAGGAAUGUGCUGGUUAAGACGGACGGCUCGUGUGUGAUUAGUGAUUUUGGACUGUCCAUGAUUCUGACGGAAAAGAGACCGCCCGGUCAUGGAGAAGAGGACAACAGUGCCAUCAGUGAGGUAGGUACAGUGCGGUACAUGGCUCCAGAAGUGCUGGAAGGAGCAGUGAAUCUGAGGGAUUGUGAGUCUGCGCUGAAACAAGUGGAUGUUUAUGCACUGGGUCUGGUUUACUGGGAGACCUUUAUGCGCUGUGCAGAUCUUUUCCCAGGUGAAACAGUGCCAGCGUUUCAGUUGGCAUUUCAGGCAGAGGUAGGCAAUCAUCCUACCAUAGAGGACAUGCAGGCUCUUGUGUCCAGAGAAAAAGAAAGACCCAAAUUCCCAGAGGCCUGGAAAGAGAAUAGCCUGACGGUGCAUUCUCUGAAGGAGACGAUGGAAGACUGCUGGGAUCAGGACGCUGAAGCCAGACUGACAGCUCAGUGUGCGGAGGAGAGACUCUCCGAACUGCUCCUCAUCUGGGACAGAGAAAAAUCAGCCAGUCCUGCUCUUAACCACAGCACUGCACUGUAUAACCACAGGAAUUUCUCUUCUGGAAGGCAGACACCUAAAGUGGGUUCUUUCCUCGAACACUCGUCUACAAACACCGAAGACCACGAAGGUGCUGAUAAACCGCUUCACAAUGACACCUCAGUGGAGCAAACCCCAGCAGGAGGAUCUAAUCCAGCAGAGAAGAACAGGAACUGCAUCAACUAUGAGUGGCAGCAGGCCCAAUCACGACAGUCUGGCACAGAAAGCUCCUCCGCUACUCCUGUCUCAGAGUCCUGCAAUGCCACGCAUCCUCCACCAGUGGCCACCAAUCUCUGUGCUCAGCUGACACGAGAAGACCUGGAGAUACCAAAACUCGACCCAAGCGAAGUCCAGAGGAAUAUGAGAGAGAGCUCGGACGAGAGCCUGAUGGAACAUUCGCAGAAACAGUUCUGCUCUCCUGAAACGUCAGCCUCGCAUGGCCCAUUUUACCCUCUCAUGAAGAUGGUUUCUGAGGUUUCGGGGUCACAAGGAUCCAGUCGGCAUGCGGACACCCCUAUAACCAUUUUACCUAAGCAGCAGAACGUCCCUAAGAGACCCAGUAGCCUCAGUCUGCAUUCGAAAACUGGGAAAACAUCCACCUCGACCUCUUCGUCGCUGCGGAUGAAGUUCGGAAAGCUUGGAAAGUCAAAUCUGAAGAAGGUUGAGAUGGGCGUGGCUAAAAGCAGUGUGGUGAAUGCGACACAUGAAGCCAGGCCAAUUACAGUUGCCAACAACGACGUGGCGGCAGCAAUGAAUAAAUAUGCAACUGAAACAGCAGCCGAGUCAGCAGGAAGUUCAGCCAAUGAGGACUUGACCUUCGGCCUCUUGAACACCAGUCCCGAUGAGCAGGAGCCUCUGCUGAGAAGAGAGGCACAUCCUGACAAUGCAAACAACAACAACAGCAAUAACAACAAUGGUGAGGGAGAUGGUGAUGGAGAGACAGAGGGUGGAGGAGAGGGUGGAGAGAACAAUGAGAGUGUCGGUCCAACAGGGGAUGCUCCGUCUUCUUCUACAGUGGAGCCGGUUGUGCUGCCUGGCCCGUGUCCUGCCUCAACCACAAUUCCUCCACAGGCCCAAAGCCAGGUGCAGUCACACGGAGAGGCUCUGCUCAGACAGAACCGUGUGCGAAGACCAGAGAGACCAAACUCUCUGGAUCUGUCCAUCACAACACUGCCGUUACUAGGGGGCAAGUCUGCCGGCGAUGGGACAGAGGGGUCAGGAGAUAAAAUCAAGAAGCGGGUAAAGACGCCUUACGCUCUGAAGAAGUGGCGUCCUGCCAGCUGGGUUAUCACCACUGACACACUGGAUGCGGAGGUCAACAACAACAGUCGUCACGGAGGCCUUGGGCAGAAUCAAAAUCAGGCUGGUACCAGCAGACCUAAAUCAGCUUCAGCUGUGUAUCUAGGCAGUCGAGGAGGAUCUCGCUUCUCAGAUCCUAAUGACUGUGACUUUUGAACUUAAAAAAACAGGCUAAAUCCAUGUUAACUCUGUAAAAAGGUCAAAAGCUGUGGAGUCAGAUGUGGAUCGAACCAUAUACAUGUCUUAAACUCAACCCCAAUCAUAAGCACAGUAAGACAAUUAUUGACUUUAUAUUGUAAAGAGCUAUGCAGCCCUCUUCUUGUUCGUUUUUGUGUUAAUCAAGCCACUUUUUGUUGCACUUUUUUUGCUAGAACUUCUCAAUCAAAUCAUUUUGACCAUUCGAAAUGGUCAUUUAUUCUUUUUAAACCCAACAUAUACCGACUCAUUCACAUUCCCAAGGUUAUGCAAAAUAUCCUGAAAAUAUCAGGGAAUUUUAAAAGUCUAAUUAUUGAAACGUAACAAAACUAUAACCUUAUAAUGAUAUAGUAAAGUUUCCAAACCAUUGUGGAUACAGACCCUCGUCUACAUUUCUGGAGAGCGCAAAAUACAUCCCAGAAGGUACGUUUUUUUGUAGUUUUUGUAAAUCCAUUAGAGGCAUCUGUGUGCGCUUUUUCAGAUCUCAAAUUUCUCUUGCAACUGCCAUUCUUACCUGCUCUUCUCACGUAAAUCCACCAGAGGCCGCUGUCGAUUGACUUGACCGACUAAUCCCCCCACCUUCCUCCUUCCCUAAACCCAACCGAUUGUGUUUACAAAAGCACCGAUUGGCCCGCACAUCACCUUUCCUAAACCCAACUGACAGUGUUUUCAAAACCAAUCCAGAAAAAGAAAAGCAGCCGCCUGAUUCGUUAUUCAAUUGUUUAUUUUAUUUUUUGCUUUUGUUUUACCUGCUUUCUGGAACCGUUCUUCGUCGUACUCGAACCCAGUCGUCACGGUCAACUCCGCUCCUUCUAAGUCCGUCGGCAUACACGGCAAGCCACUGGGCAAACUGGUAACAACGGAAAAGCCGUCUACACUGAGGAAAAUGGUCAGUUGGUAAGUGCAAAAAGGGCGUCAUACAGCCCCGUGGCGUUUGUUUUAAAGAUGAAAUGCAGCCAUAUGUACUUCUGGCUACAUAAUUCACGCUUUCCAGAAAUGUAUACAGGGGUAUGUAUUCACAAUGAGCGGUGUUGGAAGUUUCUAUAGUCAGUGUUGAUUUCUUUGUGUUAUUUUAAUAGCUGAACUAUUUCAUUGCUCUUUGUGAGUGUAAGCUCUAUAAAAUGAUGUAAAAAGAUCAAAAACCUCAGUAUAAGAUUAUAGGGCUACUCAUUAAUGUUUUUUUAAAUACUUUGAAUGGUGUCAAAGCUUUCCAUUUUUCUCAAAUGUGGACCUAAAAAAUAUGUUUACACUCUCUAAGGCGCUGUUUACGUCUGGUAUUAAGAUGUGUUUUGGUCAACGGGAUCACAACAGACAAACACAUUCCCAUUUACACCUGAUGCUUUAAUCUACUGUCCACUUUUUCAUUUUUGGGUGACUGUAUGCAUGGUCAAUUUCUGAUCUAAUGUACAAUAAGCAAGCACAAUUUACAUAUGAACUCUACAAAUGAUUACAUUUACCCUCUGAUACCAAGAAUACUACAGUACGCCUAAUUGCUGUGCAUUUGUGCUUUUUGCAUUUUUUCAGCAUCAAACCAAACUUUUUUUCAGAUAGUCAGGCCAGCAACAACAGAUCUUUAGUGGCUGGUUGAGCGUAUUUGACCAGAUGAGUGUGUAUGAUACAAAAGCUGUCAGACUGAAUGUGUUUUUAGGAUGCAUCUUGAUACCAGUUGUAAAAGCGGUCUGAUACUUUCCCAUAUACUGCUCUUAGAGAUUUAUUAGACAGCAUUUCUGUAGUUCCUGUGUGACUGUACUCACAGUUCGCAAGUGCUGUUAUAUAUCCAACAGUGUUGGGGAAAGGUACUUUAGAAAGUAAUGCAUUACAAUAUUGAUUUACACUUUGAAUGUUAUCACUCGAUUGAAUGGGCAUUAUCGGUGGUUAUCAGCUGAUAGAUAUGGGACAGUAGGGGCCUUCUGCACCUACUGGUAGGCUCAGAAGGCUGUUAUCAUUCAUCCACAUGGUUAAUCAGCUAUACUAAUAAAGAAGACUCCAGAUCCAGAUCUGUUUUUAGAUUACUGUGAUGGUUGGGUUUAGGGUUGGGGUAGGGGUAGAUGUUAAUAAAAUACAAAUAAUGGGAAAUUUAAUAAAUAAUAUAAAUAAAUCUUACGGUUAAUCAGCUAUACUAACAGAGAAGACUCCAGAUCUGUUUUUACAUUACUGUGACGGUUGAGUUUAAGGUUGGAGUUAGGCAUGGGCCGGUAUAAGUUUCUGACGGUGUGAUAACUUUGGAUAAAAAUAUCACGGUUUCACAGUAUCAUGGUAUUGUGUAUUACUACUCCAAAAUAAGUACUUUUUAAAUGUCUGAAACAAUUACUUUCCUCCCAUUUAAAACAACAUAUUUCACUUUAGGAAACAUUAAACAUUUAUGAUAUUUUUGAACAGUAAACAUGUCAGGCUAAAUAAUAAAAAUAAAUCAUUGACUUCUGGUGUCUUCAUAAGUUUCAAAAGCACUGAUUUCAUUACAACACAUAAAAAAACCUUACAAAUAUCUUAGGAAGGGUAUAAAAGAAUUUUUUUUUUCAGUUUAUAAACCUUGACUUUUCCAAACUGUGGUAAACCUUGAAAAGGUUAUUGUCCCAUGUCUAUUUGGGGUAGGGGUAGAUGUUAAUGAAAUACAAUUAAAGGGAAAUUUAAUAAAAAAAUAUAAAUAAAUCUUUAAUCUUUUUAUUUUUAAUCAGCUAUACUAAUAGAGAAGACUCCAAUUUCUUUCAUAAUAGUCUUUAAAUGGUCCUAAAAAGUUUUAAAUUUGACUUGAGGAAACCUGUAGAAACCCUGGUAAUGCAUUACCCCCAACACUGCUAUCCAACACCUCUUUUUUCCAUGAACGAGGUCCUAAAGAAGCCAACAGACAACAAAAAGCAAUUCAACACAAUUCACUGUGGUGCCACUAUCACGUAUCUUUCAGCAUCAGACACGCAAGACUGCAACAAGACAAUAUUUAGAAACGGUGUGACUGUAGGGAACUGCUGAUAUGAUCCAACCAGUCACGCCUCUCGCUUUCUGGACAAGCUUUACUCAGAGAUGCACAAAGCUGCGUAAAAACUGGCUUUUCUGGAUUCUGUUAGAAUGUCUAACGAAAUUUUGGACCUACUAUUUGUGUAUUUUUUUGCUAUGUGUGUGUGAGUCCACUUGUUCCAUGUGUUUGUGUCUCGUCUAGUCGCGUGAAAGGUUUUUGUGCUGCAUGUUUCUAUCUAUUCCUGUGCAACUUCAAACCUGUUGUGGUCACUUAAUGAACAAGGUGUCAACCAAGGGCAAAGGUUAAUCCGCUAGAAACCUGAGAACCGUCGAAGCACACAAGAGCAGCAUUCUACGCUAUGCACAAAAACAUGAAGCAGCUUGGGUCUGAAAUCAAACACUUAACUGCUCUGGCAUGUCAGUGAUAAUAAAUCGGACACUGUCAUUAUAGAGUCCUGUGUUAUCCUCCUCUUAACUGACUGUUGCAUGUCUUAAAUGCAUCUUAAAGAGCACAAAAUACCUUCAGCUAAGACCCUAGUGUGUUUCUGGACAUGUAUGUGUGUGUUGGUGCAUGUAUGUGUGAAUGAGUGUUUGCGUUCUGUUAUUCUCCUGUUAACACAAUCGUUGUAAUCAUAGUGUCGUGAUCAUUUUAUUACCCUCGCUGAGACAUUUUUGAAAAAUUGUGAUUUGUAUAAGAAAGGUGCAAACUGUAAAAGUGUAUUGUUAUUUGCAGAUUUAAAUUAAAUGAUGCUUUGCAUUUG
Messenger RNA from Danio aesculapii, 7515 nucleotides. RefSeq names its product bone morphogenetic protein receptor, type II a (serine/threonine kinase) (gene bmpr2a). The record is from RefSeq and is a predicted model, not a curated record. Lineage: Eukaryota; Metazoa; Chordata; Actinopteri; Cypriniformes; Danionidae. Gene Ontology annotation, biological process: protein phosphorylation; cellular response to growth factor stimulus; BMP signaling pathway. Gene Ontology annotation, cellular component: signaling receptor complex; plasma membrane. The coding region runs from base 725 to 3763 and encodes 1012 amino acids. The transcript is spliced from 13 exons. Gene Ontology annotation, molecular function: transforming growth factor beta receptor activity; ATP binding.